This is a messenger RNA of Vigna radiata var. radiata (mung bean), 621 nucleotides long. RefSeq lists its product as uncharacterized. NCBI's taxonomy places the organism in Eukaryota, Viridiplantae, Streptophyta, Magnoliopsida, Fabales, Fabaceae. The transcript has a single exon. The record is from RefSeq and is a predicted model, not a curated record. Bases 1 to 621 code for a protein of 206 amino acids.
AUGGAUAAUUAUCCAUUUCUGGAUUCUCAAAUCAAUUAUGAUUUUAUGUCGGAAUUUUCUUCUUUUUUAAAUGAAGUCGGUGAGGGUGAUUACACAGAUAAGUUUUUCACUGAACAAAUAUUUCCAUCACAUGUCGAUUUGAUUGAAUGGGUUCGAAAGAUUGCAUUCAAGCUUGUAUUUGUUGUCGUGAUUAUAAGAUCUGACAUAGCAAUUGGUGAAGCUGGAAGAAAGACAUUCAUUGUGUUAUGUUAUGAAAGGAGUGAGAAGUAUAGGAAGUAUAAGACAAAUAUUCAGCGUAGUGUAUCUGGCACACGAAAAUGUGAGUGUUUGUUUAGGUUGAGGGGUAAACCUAAAGGACACGGUUGGGUGUUAAAGGUUAUGUGCGGCUAUCACAACCAUGAAUUAACAGAGACUUUGGUUGGUCAUCCUUUCGCAGGGAGGUUAAAUGCUGCUGAACAGUCAAUUCUUGUUGACAUGACUAAGAGUCAAGUUAAGUUCUCAAAUAUUCUUUUGACUCUUAAAGAACAUAAUGAAAAUGACGUGACGACUAUAAAACAAAUGUAUAACGUGAGAUACACUAACAAACGAUCUUUGAGAGGGUCGAGAACCGAAAUGCAGUAG